Messenger RNA from Protobothrops mucrosquamatus (brown spotted pit viper), 2755 nucleotides. RefSeq names its product karyopherin subunit alpha 5 (gene KPNA5). Gene Ontology annotation, cellular component: cytoplasm; nucleoplasm; nucleus. The transcript has 13 exons. Gene Ontology annotation, molecular function: protein binding; nuclear import signal receptor activity. Lineage: Eukaryota; Metazoa; Chordata; Lepidosauria; Squamata; Viperidae. The record is from RefSeq and is a predicted model, not a curated record. The coding region runs from base 19 to 1629 and encodes 536 amino acids. Gene Ontology annotation, biological process: NLS-bearing protein import into nucleus.
UUCUUUAUCGCAGAUAACAUGGCAAGCCCAGAAAAAGAUAAUUACAGAAUGAAAAGUUAUAAAAACAAUGCUCUCAAUCCCCAAGAAAUGCGAAGACGAAGAGAAGAGGAAGGCAUUCAACUUCGAAAACAAAAAAGGGAAGAACAAUUAUUUAAACGUAGAAAUGUUUCUCUGCUGGCCAGUGAAGAGUCAAUGCAGGAGAGUCCAAUCCAGGAUCCUGAUGUGAGCUCUACCGUUCCAAUUCUAGAGGAAGAUGUGAUUACAUGUGACAUGGUGCAGAUGGUUUUCUCAGAUGAUCCUAGUCAACAACUUGCAGCAACCCAGAAGUUCAGAAAGUUACUUUCUAAAGAACCUAAUCCUCCAAUUGAUGAAGUUAUUCAAAAACCAGGAGUUGUGGAGAGAUUUGUCAAGUUUCUAGAAAAAAAUGAUAAUUGCACUCUUCAAUUUGAAGCAGCAUGGGCUCUUACAAAUAUAGCAUCUGGAACUUUCUUGCAUACCAAAGUAGUAAUUGAAACUGGAGCAGUCCCAAUUUUUAUUAAACUAUUAAAUUCUGAACAUGAAGAUGUCCAGGAGCAGGCAGUGUGGGCCCUUGGUAAUAUUGCUGGAGAUAAUGCAGAAUGUAGAGAUUAUGUAUUAAGCUGUGGAAUACUUCCUCCACUCUUACAACUCCUAACACAUUCUAACAGGCUUACAACUACCAGAAAUGCAGUCUGGGCACUUUCAAACCUCUGUAGAGGCAAAAACCCACCUCCAGAUUUUAGCAAGGUUCGUCCUUGCUUAGGUGUUCUAUCAAGACUGUUGUUUAGCAGUGACUCGGAUGUAUUAGCAGAUGCUUGCUGGGCCCUCUCUUACCUUUCCGAUGGACCGAAUGAUAAAAUACAAGCGGUUAUCGAUUCUGGGGUUUGCAGAAGAUUAGUAGAACUUCUGAUGCACAAUGACUACAAGGUUGUGUCGCCUGCAUUAAGAGCAGUGGGAAAUAUUGUGACUGGUGAUGACAUUCAAACACAGGUAAUUCUAAAUUGCUCUGCAUUACCCUGUCUCUUACAUUUGCUGAGUAGUCCCAAGGAAUCUAUUCGAAAAGAAGCAUGCUGGACAGUAUCUAACAUCACUGCAGGAAACAGAGCACAAAUUCAGGCUGUUAUAGAUGCGAAUAUAUUUCCAGUAUUGAUUGAAAUUCUUCAGAAAGCUGAAUUUCGUACUAUAAAGGAAGCAGCAUGGGCCAUCACUAAUGCAACAUCAGGAGGGGCUCCUGAACAAAUUAGUUACUUAGUGGCAUUAGGUUGUACCAAACCUCUAUGUGAUCUUCUGACUGUGAUGGACUCUAAAAUAGUCCAGGUAGCCUUGAAUGGACUUGAAAACAUAUUGCGACAUGGAGAACAAGAAUCAAAGCAAAAUGGAAUUGGAGUGAAUCCUUACUGUGCCCGUAUAGAGGAAGCAUAUGGACUGGAUAAAAUUGAAAUCCUUCAAAGUCACGAAAACCAAGAAAUCUACCAAAAAGCUUUUGAUCUCAUUGAACAUUAUUUUGGCGUGGAAGAGGAAGAUGCAAACAUUGUGCCCCAAGUGGAUGAAAACGAGCAGCAAUUUGUGUUCCAGCAACAGGAAGCCCCCAUGGAGGGGUUCCAGCUGUAACCCUUUGCUCGAAGGACAGGAGCACUUUUGUGGUGGCCUUCAUUUGCUGCCCUGAUGGGGAAUGUUUUGCGGAAAGAAGAUAAAGGAGCAACUUAUGGACUCAACAUGUGCUUAUUUUUUUUUCUAUUGUGUGUUGCCAUUGUCUCGUUUCUAGAAAUACCAACUAUUCACAAGGUACAAAAUAAUGUUACCUAGCUUGAAUUCUCACCUUAAAGCAGACAGCAGAUUCUGAGUUUUCAAGCAGUUGUUAAAAUUGCACCAUUAUCCAUAAACCGCUGUGAUAUUUUGGAUUUUGGCGGUGUGGUUUAUAUAUGCCCAAGCUACACUAAAAUCUACCUCUAUUCCUUGGAGCCAAAAAGAUGUUUCAGAACUAUAGACAGGAGCUCCUAGUAAAUGUUAAAUUUAGAAUGUGAAAAUUAUUUAUUUAAAUAGUGAAAAUAUAGUUUUAUUGUGAUACUUUGAGACAAACUGGGGAAAUAUAUUUAAAAGCAACACUUCUAGGAGCACGUUGCUGGUUACAUACCAUAACAAUAAGUGUUAUGUCAAAAAUACAGUAUUUCUGCUGUUUAAAAAGAGGUAGCCAGUUUCAAUUUGUAGUUCAUCCAGACUUGUUCCUAGUUAAUGUAAAGGAAGUUCCGUAGUCCUUUUUAAUUUCUGUGGAAUUGCAAAAGUUGCCAGUGCUUGAACUAACUACUACAGCUGAUUUUUUAAACGACAGGUUGAUGACAUGAUGUGGAAAGCUUUAUCUGCUAAUAUUUGUCCAUUAAAUUGCUGGAGUUUUUUUCUACCUAGUAUGAACUUAUCAAUUAGAAAAGUAUGUUUAUAUUGUAAUGAUUAUUGUAAGGGAACUUUCUAUACUAGGAAUUCUGAACUGAAAUAUCCAUGUUUAACUUAAAAGCUACUAAAGUGUGUGAGGUUGCAAUAUACCUUUUAAAGAACAAAAUUAGAUUAUUUAUUUACACAGUGUAUUGUGUUUGACCAAAUAUAUGAAUGCAUUAUAAAAACCCCUUUUUAAAUGUUUGGCAAUUUUUUCUAACUUAUUGAAAACAGAUCACCAAAAGUAUAUUUUCUAACAGACAGCAGUAACACUGGGGAAAAUCAUUUUCCAAUUAAUUGAAGGAAAGCA